This is a messenger RNA of Nezara viridula (southern green stink bug), 375 nucleotides long. Lineage: Eukaryota; Metazoa; Arthropoda; Insecta; Hemiptera; Pentatomidae. The record is from the annotation of a GenBank genome assembly.
AUGGUCAUGUCUGGUGUCGUCUAGAAGAUUCUCUGUGGUUCUCCAGAGACCCUUGUCAGAGACCUCCUGAAAACUGGAUCAGGAUUCUUCCCAACGAACGUUGAUGAAGGUUUGAAGAGGCGAGAAGAUACUACUGGUCAACUUUCCAGGAAAGUGUUAUUAGUAAAAAGAUACCAUUGGUAUGAGACCGGCGAAUCUAUAGAUUCCGUUAGAUAUCGAGGAGGAGAAGAAGAAAGCAGGGUGAAGAGUUUUUGCCGUGUGUGCCAGAUACCUGAGCAGGGGCCGACUUUCUUCUUCCCUGGCCACGCCUCAGAGAACCGUUACUGCCCACUUUCCAGCCUCUUAUGCACCGAGGGUAGGGGUCACCAACUUUGA